AUGUACCUCACGUCCUUCGUCAACGACAUGAAGGGCCCCCAGAACCUGCUCGAGGAGCCCGUCGCCGUCGCGAACGUCAUCAACACGCCGACGGUGAUGCACGGCGGCGACAAGGUCAUCUACAUGACGGGCACGACGCGCUUCAACAUCAACGGCACGGCCUUCCGCGCCAAGGCCAUGGCCCUCACCUUCGAGCCGCCCCUCGUCAAGGACGUCGACUACAUCCUCCAGGGCAUCAACUACACGAUCACGUCCGCGUCGAAGUCGCAGCUGAGCCUCGCGCUGACGCCCGGCUCCAAGUGGCGCCUCAACCCGGCGAACCUGCCGGGCAAUUUGGUGCUCAUGGCCGUCAACGCCGGCGCGGGCCUCGUGCCCGUGGGCCCCACGGAGAUGAAGAAGGGCCGCGUCGUCGCCACCGUCUUCGAGAACCCGUCGAUCGCGCCGAACCCGAACAAGGUCGUCUACCAGACGCACACGCACGAGCUCUGGAUCACGGGCACGGGCUUCACGCGCGGCGCCUACUCGACGCGCGUCGACUUCGACCCGCCCCUCCUCUUCGGCGUCGACUACGUCAUGAUGGUCUUCAACCGGACGCACGCGCUCGUGUCCUUGAUGGACGGCCGCAAGUGGGCGCCGGGCACGGGCAUCCUGCGUGUCAUCGGCAUCGACACGGGCGCCGGCGCCUACAAGGACUUCAAGCCCGUCGCCGUCGCGCACGUCGCCGUCGACGCGGACGACCACCCGAGCGGCCUGACCGUGACGCGGACGGCGUCGCAGAUCCUCUACCAGACCGCGGCGAUCCGCAAGCUGCUCAUCCAGGGCUCGAACUUCUGCGCGUCGCCCGAGCUCACGUUCCAGCCGCCCCUGGCGCUCAACAGCGACUACAAGAUCACGCGCGCGCAGGCGGGCCAGCUCACGCUGAGCCUCCAGAAGCACAAGAAGUGGCGCUACGAGGCCGGGCCCCUCUACCUCACGGCGCUCAAGUGCGGCAGCGACGCCAUCGAGCUCGCCUACGGCCAGGGCAUCGUCGUGGCCACGGUCCUCGCGGACCCGACCAUCGAGAUGAGCGAGCGGAAGAUCUACGCGACGCACACGAAGCGAUUGAUCGUCCAGGGCAGCGGCUUCAGCCUCGACGGCACGGAGCUCACGCUGCGGCCGACGAGCCGCGCGUCCUACGAGGUCGAGUCCGUGGAGAUGGCCGAGAUGGUGCUGCUGCUGAAGGACGGCAAGUCCUGGGCGCCGCUCGGCGAGUCGUCGAGCCCCGUGAGCGUCUACGUGACCAAGGUCGACACGGGCGCGGGCGAGGUCGUCAUGGAGGACGACGGCGCCGUCAUCGCCCGCGUCUACCCGGACCCGUCGGGCGCCGUCUGCGACGACUCCUGCGAGUGGGCCCUCGACGGCGUCUGCGACGACGGGAGCAGCCAGGGCCGGACGUGGUUCGACGACGACUACGGCGGCUUCUACGCCUACGACGACGACUACUACGGCGGCUACGGCUACUACUACUACGACGACGACGACGACUUCCUCGCGCCCGUCUGCGAGGCGGGCACGGACUGCACGGACUGCGGCGGCCUCGACCCCGAGGCGCCGAGCGGCGUCGACUGCUCGAACGCGUGCCAGUGGGCCAACGACGGCUACUGCGACGACACGCGGACGUCGGGGCUCUGCGACCUGGGCACGGACUGCCACGACUGCGGGCCCGCGUCCGAGGGCAACUUCACGACCUGGGACGACGACGGCUGGUGGGACGACGACGAGAACUACUGGGACGACGACUACGACUUCGAGAACUACGACGCGCUCGACGACGAGCCCCACGUCGCCUUCAUCAAGUCCACGCCCAACCCGAAGACGAAGAAGAGCGACAUGCAGGAGUCCAAGGGCGUCGGCGGCAUCUUCAUGAUGCUCCUCGAGGGCGUCGUCGUCGGCAUCGGCUGCGUCAUGUGCGCCGUGGGCAGCUGGUUCGCGCACAAGUUCUACAAGGGCGACAAGCUCCCCUUCGAGCUCCUGGCGCCGCCGUCCGCCGAGGACGAGCUCGAGAUGGCCAAGUCCGCCGGCCGCGCGGCCGUCCCCAUCACGCCGGACGUCGCCUACACGGGCAAGUAG
This is a messenger RNA of Aureococcus anophagefferens, 2109 nucleotides long. RefSeq lists its product as hypothetical. Bases 1 to 2109 code for a protein of 702 amino acids. Lineage: Eukaryota; Pelagophyceae; Pelagomonadales; Pelagomonadaceae. The transcript is spliced from 2 exons. The record is from RefSeq and is a predicted model, not a curated record.